UGCGUGCAUCUCGCGCAUACACAGUAUUCAUUCGGGUCACGGGUUCCGCUCGAGUGCUUCUGUAGUCCAGGCUGCGUCAGUGGUGUGCAUGCAGCAAGAAUAGAAUCUGCGCCUGCGUUUCCUGCGAUGUUUCACGUCCCGCCCAACUUUGUACGCUUCACAGUUAUCAUCAGUAUCCAGAUCGUCAUCCUGACAUUUGGAUACGGAUUCCUUGGUGCGGUUGCCUACCUUGAGUACCUUGCUCCAUCCGAUUCAGUCUGCGAGUUGAUGAAGAACCAUCCUGGAGAGUUAACAAUGGUCGUCACAUUGAUAGCAACUGUACUAUCGGUCACCGCUGCUACUCUUUUCACGCUCUCAGUCAAAGAGGCACUAAGACAUCGAAUGUGGAAGCCCAUUUCUCUAAUUCAUCUGAGCACUGGUGUCGCUUUGGCACAGGGCUCUCACAUUCUGAAACAUCGAUAUAUAGGAUUGACCUUUUUGACACUGUUCAUCUUUGGGAUGCUGAGGCUCUUAACGGCUGGGUGGACAACUCUCUUGACACCGACCUACUUCAUGUGGCCAGUACAGUUGAAUGGAUCCGAACUUGACAUAACUGGAAGCGCAUUUGCCGCCUUGCUUCGCCAAGAAUUCUUAGCAAAUGGUCUUAUCCAGGACAGUGCUUUCGAAAUCCUCGACGUCGGUGGAAUGCUUAGUGGUGUUACUGCUGCAGGGUUUACCUUUGGUCUUCCUGGGACAUUCAAUUUCAAUGGCGCAGAAUAUAAUGUAUCUACUCGGGGGAUUGUGCCCACCAUUGAGGAGUAUUCCGGCUCGGAUGGAGUUCCGGGUGCCAAUGGUACUCGUCUUGGAUUUUCUGGCGGAAAUGUUACGGUCAACACAGGAGCCGUACCUGGAUCACACCCCAGCGUGCCUAUUCCUCAAGGCUUCAGCAGGAACUAUUCCAUGUCGCAACAAGGGUUAACAGCCAAUGUCAGCUGCCGGGCCAUCGACUCGAGCCAAACGCAGUACCUUUGGGACGCGAACAACUCUUACGUCAUCUAUGCCAACGCAGCUGCUUCAAGUUCGAACAAUAUCAUCACCGGUCUCCGCUUGUGGAAUAUCAGUACCAACUGUGGUACCAAUGCGCUGACAACGUACCAAUAUGUGACCAUGGUCGAUGCAAAUGGAAAUACGAACUCAUCAGGGAGUGGCUUCCUUCCGUCUGUUGUGUGCCAAGGACCAAUGAAUGUGAACCAAACUUAUACAAACUUCACCAUUCUUACACAGGGGUUUUACAAGUAUGGGUUCCUUAAAGCAAGCGUGUGCGAUGUGGUUCCCCUGUUGACCACAGUCCGCGCCGAUUAUUCCAACGAACAAAUUUCUUCGGAGGUGAUCUCAUACACUCCUGUCCAGCUAGAGAAUGUUGAGCUACUGUCGUUUAUCGCUGGAGUUGCCAGGUUUCAGUCGAUCAACUCGCAGGGACUUACGAGUAGCACGAUUGGGGAUACCUUGUACUCCGUCUAUUCCUCGACUACUAUCGGAUACAUCAAUAACAAUCUCAAUGACACGCAGGUUUACCUUGAGCUCGAGGAUUACUGGCGUGGUGUUGUCGAAUUUUCCGCUACGUUCCUUCGCUCUGGGUUCAUGGCCACAGGUAGCUUCCUAAAUAAUGAGAUCCCGAACAACCUCUCUUCCCAAGUUACUGGGACCAUGUUCAUAUCGACAAUUGGCUGGACUCGCUGGCCUAAGAAUUCCCCGACAUAUCUGCUCGCUACACUUCCGCUCACCAUUAUCACUACCCUCACUUUAUUCUCCGCGUUGUACAGUAUUCUGGAGGCUUGGAAAGAGCAUCAUGGAUAUCGCGGUCACCACAGGGCCCACUUCGACGUGUCAAACACUCUUCAUCUUAUCAUGGCAUGCGCUGCUGGGAGUCUCCCACUCAAAGAUUUCGGCAGGAAAGGAAUUGUCAACAACGAGGGCGUGAAGGUGCAGCUGAAGGAGAAUGGUAACAAGAAGAUGUUUGUGAUACCCGAUCAACCGUAUUCGUUUGUGUCGAAGGAAGAGCUGGUGUGAUUUUAGGUAUCAUUGCGCUAUGGCAGUCGUCACCUGAGACAUGGUCAGAAAAGGUCUAUGGACAAAUGCG
Messenger RNA from Suillus subaureus, 2119 nucleotides. RefSeq lists its product as uncharacterized. The record is from RefSeq and is a predicted model, not a curated record. The transcript has 10 exons. Lineage: Eukaryota; Fungi; Basidiomycota; Agaricomycetes; Boletales; Suillaceae. Bases 127 to 2049 code for a protein of 640 amino acids.